CUGCGGGGGGAGCCGGGGAGAGCAAUCGGCCGCCUAGCGGCGCUGCCUCAGCGGGGCAGGCGCGAGCGGCGCAUCGCGGAAGCAGCGGGCGGAGGCCAUACGGAGCGUGCGCCGGGGGCGGUGGCGAGGCGCUCUGCAGACCAGAGCAAUCGAGGGCGGCAGCAGCUCUGGCUCGCGGGCAUGGCGGCGGGCGGGCUGCGGCGGCGCCUGGUGCACCUGGACCUCAAGGGCGCGCCGCCGCGCGCCUCCUACGUGGUGGAGGUGCUGCCGCUGCUCCGCGCCCUGGGCGCCACCGGGCUGCUGCUGGAGUACGAGGACACGUUUCCCUACGCGGGGGCGCUGGAGCCGCUGCGAGCGCAGCACGCUUACAGUGCCGAGGAAAUCCGGGCGGUUCUACGGCUGGCCAAGGCGCAGGGGCUGGAGGUGGUGCCGCUGGUGCAGACCUUCGGGCACCUGGAGUUCGUACUGAAGCACAAGGAGUUCGCUCAUCUCCGGGAGGUGAAGACGUUUCCCAACGCCCUCAACCCACACAAGGAGGAGUCCCGGGCUUUGGUCAAAGCCAUGAUUGACCAUGUCAUGACACUGCAUGAAGACUUAAAAUGGUUUCAUAUAGGAUGUGAUGAGGUCUACUACCUUGGUGAAGGAGAGGAGUCAAAACAGUGGCUGCAGCAACAAGAGAACACUCCGGAGAAGCUGUGCUUGUCCCACAUAAAAGCAGUUGCGAAUUGUAUCGCCUCAUCUUAUCCUACCGUGACACCUAUUGUGUGGGAUGAUAUGCUGAGAGGAAUUAGUGAGGAAAUAUUGUCAGAGUCUGGGGUCCCACAGCUUGUGGAGCCAAUGAUAUGGGACUAUGCCGCAGACCUUGAUGUGGAGAGCAAAGUGCUUCUCAUAGAGAAGUAUCGUAGAUGUGGCUUCUCCAAGGUGUGGUUUGCUAGUGCUUUCAAAGGAGCUACAGGAGUGAAUCAGUCUCUAACUCUUAUAGGACAUCACUUAAAAAACCAUCUUCAGUGGCUGAAAGUGGCAAGCCAUAGCCCUGCAGAUGUGCUUCAAGGUAUUGCACUGACUGGCUGGCAAAGGUAUGAUCACUUCUCUGUUUUGUGUGAGCUCUUCCCUGUGGGGAUUCCAUCACUGGGUAUAUGCCUACAGGCACUAAAGAAUGGUGGCUAUUCUGAAAAGGUUAAAGAAAAUGUGGAAAAGCUUCUGGGAAUGUCUAAUCUGGAAACUGAUACUUUCAUGAGCACAAGUUUGGGGACCUUUCCAGGAAGCAACAUCCUCACACUUGUGACGCAAGUUAGUUUCUACCUCAGAUCAUCAAUAGAUGAACUUCUCGAAAGGAACAGAUAUGUCACGGGCUGGUUCAGUCCCUACCACAGAAAGAGGAAAAUUAUUCACCCUAUAAUAAUGCAUCACUUUCAGCCAGAUGCAGUAAGUCUUCUAUCCAAGUGGAAUGCUGUGGUGCAAGAUCUCCAAGCAGCCAUGGAGCAAGUUUUCCACAAGUGUACUAUAGAUGAGUGGAUGGAGGAGAACGUCCACCCCAGCCUACAAAAGCUGCAGCAAGUGGUGGAUGAUUUAGAUAAGGCAAUAAAAGCUCAAAGUUAAGAGUGUCCUAAUUGCAGUCUGUCUUGUAUAGGGAACUUAGCUAGUAGAGGUCUGCAGCUAAACAAAAUUUGUCAUCUUAAGAGUUGAAGCAACAACUGUCAUUAAACAAAAAUGACCUGAAAGCAUAAAAGAAUGUUAGUGUAAUAGCUGCAACUUUUUUUUUUUUUCCUCCUCUGAAUCUUAAAUCACCUGCCCUGUAAAUAAUCAGAUCUGGACCCCUAUGUAACAGCAAGCAGGAGUGAGGCAGCAUUCAGCUGUAUAAGUCAGGAGAAAAACACAUUUUUCCAGAUUUGGUAUUUGUGGUAAUAAUGCAUUUUAUGUGCAACAACAACCUGAGGAAAUUCCACAAGUUCUAGUCAGUAGCCAGCAUGUCCUCUCCUUGCAACUUCUAUUAGGAAGAUUCAGAUACUUUGCAUGUGCUUUAUUUUGUAAUGUGACUCAUUCUCUAUCAGCUAUGUUCACAGAUGUAUCUUACCAUAGCAUCACAAGUCCCUCAGCAGCACAUAGCAGUGGAUUUGUUCUGUAUCAGAUUUUUAUCAGUUUUUGAAAUAUAUAAAACUAUCAGUCCUGAAUCCAGCUCUGGUUCAGCUUCAGAUCAGAAGAUGAAAGUGCUUGCUCAGACUUCUUCAGAAAGCCAGAAUUGCUGCACAGGGGAGGUACAUGACAGUACACAGCAUGAUAGAGCUUCAGGAGAGGAGCUUGUUACCAGUAGUUAAGACUGCCUUAACAUAUUGGGUUCUUGAAACUUCAUUAAACUUCAUCUAAGCGUAGUUUCAUGCCCACAGGAAAGCACCAUCCAAGUCACUUAAGGCAUAUACUGACUUAGCUAUGCAAAAAUCCGAUUGGAACUGCCGUUGCUUCUGUAUUUGAAGCAAAUCUAAAGUCUCCUGAAUUUCAAGGAAAAAUGCUAAGUUUCAUUCUGCUUUUAUGUUGAACAUUCAAUAAUUUUUAGCGAUACCACUGAGACGAUCACUGCAAGGGAAAAUAAAUCUCACCUACUUUGUUGCUUUCUUGAAAGUCUUCUAUUUAAGCAGCACACACAUGGACAUUUUCUUGAAACAAUAUAUUUUAACAGUACUAUGAUCUAGCUACUGAAAGUGCAAGAAGUGCAGUGUAAGACAAAUCUUUAACUGCUGUUAUAUGAGAAAAAGCUACAAGAGUUAACUUCAUAUGCAGAUCUUUAAUUAACAAAAAUUGAUUGCCAUGUACAUUUUAAUUAAAGUCACAUACUUUGGGACUAAAUAGGAACUGAACAACAUCUUAGUUUAUCACCAUAAUAAAUCCUUCCAUAUUCAAAACAGUAUCUUUUUUGAAACCUGCCCUUGUUUUGCAAGUGGCUUGUCAGUUUGGUUUAAAGGGGAGAAAAAAAACAAACAAACAAAAAAAGACUAAGUAUAUUUACCAGUGAAGAG
Molecule: messenger RNA, 3011 nt
Organism: Rhea pennata
Lineage: Eukaryota; Metazoa; Chordata; Aves; Rheiformes; Rheidae
Gene: HEXD
Product: hexosaminidase D
Exons: 12
Coding region: 181-1599 (472 amino acids)
Biological process (GO): carbohydrate metabolic process
Molecular function (GO): hexosaminidase activity
Source: RefSeq, a predicted model, not a curated record